AUGGCUUCGAUGAAUCCACAGUACCAUCUUUGCUGUACCACAGCAUCGCCAUCGUUCCAGUCCUAUCCUCAGUGUCUGCGCGGAAAUGCUUACGUUGAUCCAGGAUACUGUCCACCUAAUCAAAUACCGUACGUUGCUAGGGAAGGAUACCCACCGACAUGUCACAUGCAAUUGAAUCCCUGCCCUACUACUGCACCGUUUGUGUGCAUUUACUCAGCUAUGAAACAGGACUCUUACUGCUGUGCACCUAUGGAUGCGCCUGGGGUCAGCCAAGGCUUCGCGGAUAUGUCUGUAGCUGCUUCGCCAAUGAAACGUAUGGGAAACCAGAUGCCAGGUGUUGUAGCCGGAAAUCCCUUCGCUGCUGGUUACUCUCAAACGUUCCCAGGUGGCAAUCCUGUGCCGCCAACUCUACCUCCAUCUCCAAUAGGUAUUGCUGAUCCAAUCCCGGGAGUGAAUCCAGAACAGCUUCUCCCACCUGCGCUUUCUGCCAAGCUCCAAAUCAGUCGUAACAAUAACAAUCUUAACUUCAACAGCAACAGUGGCUUCCCAGCACAAAAUAUGAACACUUACUCUGUAAAUCAACCCAUCACUGGAGUACAGGGAUAUUCCAUCAAUCAGCCAACCGCGGUACUGCCCGGAAUUCCCCCUAAUGCACAGCCACCAACCGCGGUACUGCCAGGCAUUCCUCCUAAUGUUCAGCCACCAAUCGCGGUACCUGGAUAUCCAAGCAACAAUCAGCAAGUCGGAAUGCCGACAUAUGCAGUCAGAAAGCCUUCGGGUCCCAUUGGUGGAAAGACAGACAUGGCCUCUCAGAUUAUUCAACAAGUCAUAGACCAGGCCCUCAAAAACGGGCCCCAUCAGAACGGAGGAAAUCCUUACUUUGCUGGACCAAGUGGCACAGGACACUGGUCCAUGCCGGUGCACCCGGUCACUGGAUGUCCCUUCGGAUCCAGAGCUUUGGUACGAGCUGAUCGUAGCGUUGUGAUGUGUGCCGAGCAGCCAUGCCCCAACGGAUUUGUAUGUGUGUUUGCUGAGCGGGAAAACCGCUUCCAGUGCUGUUCAUCCUCACAGAUACUGUCCGCUACCAGUCCCGUCGAUUCCUCGUCUACAGCAGCGUCGGUUGUGCAAGUUACAACUGGUGAUCCAAUUGUUGAGUGUCCGCCGGGAUUCUUCCUCAUCGAGGGCAAGUGUUUGAAGGUUCUGUUUGCUGGACAGAAAGGGUGUUUAUCUGACGAGCAGUGUUCGACAAGGGAACCAAACGCCACCUGUGACAGCGGUUACUGCGUUUGUCCAGCAACGAAGCCUUUGGUUCACGGCGGAAAAUGUGUUGAGUCAUGUCCGGAAGGAUUUGCUAACAUUGCUGGAAGAUGCUACGAUCCGACAACCGUGAUUUUCAUGGACUCAGUGGAUGAGAGGAAGAAUGGAACUAUUGGAGGUUAUUGCUUGGAUACCGUGGUGGAAGAAAAAAGGCAAGAGAACAGCUACUGCAGCGAAAAGACGGUUACUUGUCAGUGCAAAGUCGGUUAUACACUAAGCAUGGAUUUCAAAAACAGAGCCGAUAAAGGGUCUUGCAAACAAGAUGAGUCUUCCAAGUUCCAUACUGAGCCUGAGCCUCAAUCGGAACCAGCAAUCGAUGACGAGCUAUUCUUUGUCGACAUAGGUUCGAAUGCUUCGGACGCAGACUCAUCAAACAUGACGAAUCCGACGAACUCAACAUCAGAUGAUGAUGCCGAUGAUCUAGCCAAAUACCUCUUCCAAACAGACGAGCUAACUUCGUCACUCGCAUAA
Cylicostephanus goldi is the source of this 1788-nucleotide messenger RNA. NCBI's taxonomy places the organism in Eukaryota, Metazoa, Nematoda, Chromadorea, Rhabditida, Strongylidae. The record is from the annotation of a GenBank genome assembly.